UUUUUAAUGGAGAGUAAAAAUAUUAUCAUCAACUAUUUAUUUUAAGAUGUAAUAUUGUUGUAGUGCAAUAAAAAAUAUUUACUACAUGAGUGAUUUCGUGAGGUGGUUUGAUUAUUACGCUGUUGUUAUGAUGACGUGUACAUUCGAUGUGAAGGAAACAGGAUUUUUUCCGGAAAUUUCUUCAGACAGCAGAAGAAGAACCCCAUGACAGAGGAGGUUGUGAUACGCAUAGCCCAAGCUCACGGCAAGAGCCCGGGCCAGGUGUUGUUGAGACAUAUGGUGCAGCUCGGUGUCGCCGUCAUACCCAAGAGCUCCCACCCCGACCGCAUCAAGCAGAACAUUGACACGUAUUCACUCAUAGAUAUACACACAUAUCGAACAAUAAUUUGUAAUUUGUAA
This is a messenger RNA of Homalodisca vitripennis (glassy-winged sharpshooter), 399 nucleotides long. RefSeq names its product NADH-dependent D-xylose reductase-like. The transcript has 3 exons. Bases 205 to 399 code for a protein of 64 amino acids. The record is from RefSeq and is a predicted model, not a curated record. Lineage: Eukaryota; Metazoa; Arthropoda; Insecta; Hemiptera; Cicadellidae. Gene Ontology annotation, molecular function: oxidoreductase activity.